This is a messenger RNA of Mytilus trossulus (common blue mussel), 799 nucleotides long. RefSeq lists its product as uncharacterized. Lineage: Eukaryota; Metazoa; Mollusca; Bivalvia; Mytilida; Mytilidae. The coding region runs from base 102 to 692 and encodes 196 amino acids. The record is from RefSeq and is a predicted model, not a curated record. The transcript is spliced from 2 exons.
UUUUAUUAUAAAAUAACGAAAUUCAUUGUUCACCGACAGUUUUCGACAAUUAGCUGUCAUACAUCGUUGCAUCAUCUAGACCAAAGAUAAAAUAAAGAAAGAUGAAGUUAAUAGUUUUAUCACUCGCAAUGGUCGUCUGUAUUUUGAGUGUGAAUGGGUACAGUUUCAAACGUGGUGCUGAAACUCUUAAUGAAAAAGAAAGGGGGCUCCUGAGAAGAAUGGGUGUUGGAAUGGCAAAGGCAUAUUUUGGCGAAGAGGGUGCAAAAGAGGGCGGCGAAAUAUUGGACAGGUGCCUGGACAAACCUUUAAGAAACAUCGAGUGCUGCGUGAAAGGUGAAGGUCAAAAGAUAUGCGAACUUGAAAAAGUAGAUGAUGAAACCUGCAAUAAAAUCGAAAGGCUGAUUGAUGAAACACUAGAAGCAGGUGAAGGUCUAUAUGCGGUAGGAUGUCUUGACAUGGAAGGAGUUACACCAUCGGAAUGCGCCAAAGAAUUAUGUCUGCCAUAUUGUGAAGAAGAAUGUGAAGAUGAGUCUUGCGAUUGUAACGAAGAGUGUGGCAAUUUCGGAAAAUUACUGGAAGAAGAAGAAGAAAAAGAAGAAGAAGAAAAGAAAUCCAAAAAAAACUUUCAUCUUAAUCGUCUUCGUUCCCUGUUGAAAAUUAGAAAUUUCAAAAACAUCGUAAAGAGGAAGUAAAUACCACCAUUAAUCCACAAUCCACAAUCAGCACAACCGACAGCUACCUAACAAAAAAAAGAUAAUAUGUUAAAAUUAGCUUAUAAAUAAAACCAAUAUUUGCAUUC